This is a messenger RNA of Saccharomyces mikatae IFO 1815, 1728 nucleotides long. RefSeq names its product hexose transporter HXT4 (gene HXT4). NCBI's taxonomy places the organism in Eukaryota, Fungi, Ascomycota, Saccharomycetes, Saccharomycetales, Saccharomycetaceae. Gene Ontology annotation, molecular function: carbohydrate:proton symporter activity. The record is from RefSeq and is a predicted model, not a curated record. The transcript has a single exon. Gene Ontology annotation, biological process: carbohydrate transport; transmembrane transport. The coding region runs from base 1 to 1728 and encodes 575 amino acids. Gene Ontology annotation, cellular component: plasma membrane.
AUGUCUGAAGAAGCUGCCUAUCAAGAGGAUACAGCGGUUCAAAACACUCCAGCUGGUGCUCUAUCACCAGUUGAGUCCGAUUCUAAUUCUGCUCUAUCUACUCCAUCUAACAAAGCUGAGAGAGAUGACAUUAAAGAUUUCGACGAAAACCAUGAAGAAUCUAAUUACGUUGAAAUUCCAAAAAAGCCUGCCUCUGCGUACGUUACAGUCUCCAUCUGUUGUUUAAUGGUUGCUUUUGGUGGUUUCGUUUUCGGUUGGGAUACUGGUACCAUUUCUGGUUUUGUUGCUCAAACCGAUUUUAUCAGAAGAUUUGGUAUGAGACACCACGAUGGUACUUACUAUUUGUCAAAGGUUAGAACCGGUUUAAUUGUCUCUAUUUUCAACAUUGGUUGUGCAAUUGGUGGUAUUAUUCUAGCCAAAUUAGGUGAUAUGUAUGGUCGUAAAAUGGGUUUGAUCGUUGUCGUUGUUAUUUACAUUAUCGGUAUUAUUAUUCAAAUUGCAUCUAUCAACAAGUGGUAUCAAUAUUUCAUUGGUAGAAUUAUCUCAGGGUUAGGUGUCGGUGGUAUCGCUGUCUUAUCUCCUAUGUUAAUUUCUGAGGUUUCUCCAAAGCAUAUUAGAGGUACUUUAGUUUCGUGCUACCAAUUGAUGAUUACCUUGGGUAUUUUCUUGGGUUAUUGUACUAACUAUGGUACUAAGACUUACACCAACUCUGUCCAAUGGAGAGUUCCAUUAGGUCUAGGUUUUGCUUGGGCUUUGUUUAUGAUUGGUGGUAUGACUUUCGUUCCUGAAUCUCCACGUUAUUUGGUUGAAGUCGGUAAAAUUGAAGAAGCAAAACGUUCUAUUGCUCUUUCCAAUAAGGUCAGUGCAGAUGAUCCAGCUGUCAUGGCUGAAGUUGAAGUCGUUCAAGCAACUGUUGAAGCUGAAAAAUUAGCUGGUAAUGCUUCCUGGGGUGAAUUGUUUAAUACUAAGACUAAGAUUUUCCAACGUUUAAUUAUGGGUGCCAUGAUUCAAUCUCUACAACAAUUGACAGGUGAUAACUAUUUCUUCUACUAUGGUACUACAGUUUUCACUGCUGUCGGUUUGGAAGAUUCUUUUGAAACCUCUAUCGUCUUGGGUAUUGUCAACUUCGCCUCCACUUUGGUUGGUAUCUUUUUGGUUGAAAGAUAUGGUCGUCGUAGAUGUUUAUUAUGGGGUGCUGCUUCCAUGGUCGCCUGUAUGGUUGUUUUCGCUUCCGUUGGUGUUACAAGAUUGUGGCCAAAUGGUAAAAAGAACGGUUCUUCCAAGGGUGCUGGUAACUGUAUGAUUGUCUUUACAUGUUUCUACCUGUUCUGUUUCGCAACCACUUGGGCUCCAAUUCCAUUUGUUGUCAACUCUGAAACUUUCCCAUUAAGAGUUAAGUCCAAGUGUAUGGCUAUUGCCCAAGCUUGUAACUGGAUCUGGGGUUUCUUAAUUGGUUUCUUUACUCCAUUUAUUUCUGGUGCCAUUGAUUUCUACUACGGUUAUGUUUUCAUGGGCUGUCUAGUGUUUUCUUACUUCUAUGUCUUUUUCUUUGUUCCAGAAACCAAGGGUUUAACUUUGGAAGAAGUCAACACCUUGUGGGAAGAAGGUGUCUUGCCAUGGAAAUCUCCUUCCUGGAUUCCACCAAACAGAAGAGGUGCUGAUUACAAUGCAAACGACUUAGCAGAGGAUGACCAACCCUUCUUCAAGAAGAUGUUUGGAAGAAAAUAG